CGUCUUCUGAGACGUGCCUCCGCCCCUCUGCUCCCCCACUCCCCGCGCGCGCGCACACACAUCGCAGAGUUUCCCUUUCCGGGCCCCCGAGAGGAGGGCCUGAGGUGGGAGCAUGAGGUUGUCGUUGGCUGCAGCUAUCUCCCACGGCCGCGUCUACCGCCGCCUGGGCCUGGGUCCCGAGUCCCGCAUCCAUCUGCUGCGGAACUUGCUCACGGGCCUAGUUCGCCACGAACGCAUCGAGGCGACAUGGGCACGCGCGGACGAGAUGAGGGGCUACGCGGAGAAGCUCAUCGAUUAUGGAAAGCUGGGCGACACCAACGAACGAGCCAUGCGUAUGGCUGACUUCUGGCUCACAGAGAAGGACUUGAUCCCAAAGCUGUUUAAAGUGCUAGCGCCUCGGUUCCAAGGUCAGAAUGGGAACUACACAAGAAUGCUACAGAUCCCGAAUCGGAAGGAGCAAGAUCGUGCCAAGAUGGCGGUGAUAGAAUAUAAAGGGAACUACCUCCCUCCCCUGCCUCUGCCUCACAGAGACAGCAACCUUACUCUCCUAAACCAGCUGCUCCUGGGACUGCAGCAGGACCUGCACCAUAACCAGGAAGCAAGCCUCCACAGCUCCUGUACAGUUCAAACACCAAAGACUUAACUGGAGCUGGAGAGUGCAUAGGUGUGGUGCCCGUGUUCAUGGGUCUUGGAGCUCAUGCAGUGUGUGAGACCUGGAAGUAGCAUUGUAAAGCCCCCUCAUAAUGAGGCCCAGACCUCCCUGGUGACUCACACGAUCCUCUUUGCACAGGAGAUAAAAGUCUUGAUAUGAAUAUAA
Molecule: messenger RNA, 817 nt
Organism: Mus caroli (Ryukyu mouse)
Lineage: Eukaryota; Metazoa; Chordata; Mammalia; Rodentia; Muridae
Gene: Mrpl17
Product: mitochondrial ribosomal protein L17
Biological process (GO): translation
Cellular component (GO): mitochondrial large ribosomal subunit; ribosome
Molecular function (GO): structural constituent of ribosome
Source: RefSeq, a predicted model, not a curated record